UCAGAGGAGAACCUGCAAUAGAAAAAAAAAAAAAAAAGGGAUUCGGCAGAAGAAAUCUCACGCUUUGGCACCCAGCGACUCCUCAAGGAGCAGAGCCGGAGUUUGUGCACGAUCUUUGGCGCUCGCGCCCGUGCAUUUGACCGAUGACUGGAUUGUGAACGCGGAGCUUGCGCUUGUGUUUAGUUGUUUAUUGUUUGUUUAUAUCAAGCAGUGAGCUCAGGAGAGCAGCACAGAAGUUUCCACUCCUCUAACUACAGGAAUGUCCCAGAAGGAGAGACCGACUUUCUAUCGACAGGAGCUCAAUAAGACCAUAUGGGAGGUGCCGGAGCGCUACCAGAACCUGUCCCCUGUGGGCUCCGGAGCUUACGGAACCGUGUGCUCCGCGUUGGACACAAAGUCAGGCAUGAGGGUCGCCGUCAAGAAGCUGUCCCGGCCGUUCCAGUCCAUGAUCCACGCCAAGCGCACAUACAGAGAACUGCGGCUCCUCAAACACAUGAAACACGAGAAUGUAAUUGGUCUACUAGAUGCUUUCUCGCCCGCUACCUGUCUAGCAGGAUUCAAUGACGUGUAUCUGGUGACCCACCUCAUGGGAGCAGACCUCAAUAAUAUCGUCAAGUGCCAGAAGCUGACAGAUGAUCACGUCCAGUUCCUCAUUUAUCAGAUCCUGCGAGGCCUGAAGUAUAUUCACUCAGCAGACAUCAUCCACAGAGAUCUUAAACCCGGUAACUUGGCUGUAAACGAAGACUGUGAACUUAAGAUUCUGGACUUUGGGCUGGCCCGGCUGACUGAUGAUGAAAUGACGGGAUACGUUGCCACCCGAUGGUACCGUGCCCCAGAGAUCAUGCUCAACUGGAUGCACUACAACAUGACAGUGGACAUCUGGUCGGUGGGCUGCAUAAUGGCUGAGCUCCUCACAGGACGGACCCUGUUUCCCGGCACUGAUCAUAUUGAUCAGUUGAAGCUUAUCUUGAUGCUCGUCGGACCCCCAGAGCCAGAGCUCUUGAUGAAAAUCUCUUCAGAGUCUGCCAGGAACUACAUCAAUUCUCUUCCUUAUAUGCCCAAGAGGAACUUCGCAGAUGUGUUUGUUGGUGCAAACCCAAUGGCUGUGGACCUGCUGGAGAAGAUGCUGGUUCUGGACACAGAUAAACGGAUAACCGCGUCGCAGGCUCUCGCGCACCCGUACUUCUCCCAGUACCACGACCCGGACGACGAGCCCGAGGCAGAGCCCUACGACCAGAGCUUCGAGAGCCGCGACCUGGACAUCGAAGAGUGGAAACGGCUCACGUAUGAAGAGGUGAUCAGCUUCGAGCCUCCCGUGUUCGACGGAGACGAGAUGGAGUCGUGAAGGCCGCUCCACCUCCAGGACCUUCAUCCAGACAGGAAAAGGACAUUCAAGUGCCUGCCAUCAUCCAGUGCUGGCUUCCUCGUGAUCUGAGACCGUUCAUCCAUGCCUUCAUACACACUCUGUCAAAUAAGGGGGAAGAAAAAACAUGCAAACUUUUAAAACAGGACAGAGAGAAUGGUAGGCUUUGAGUCCUGUAGGUUAAAGCUCACAUAAUGUCUUCAUUUACUUGCCUCGUGUUUUUCUAAACCUGUGUGAGUUUCUUUCAUCUGUUGAAUACAACAGAAGAUAUUUUGAAGAAUGUUGUUAACCAAACAGUUUCCGGUAGCCAUUGACCUUCAUAGUAUUAUUGGAAGUCAAUGGCUAUUGGCAACUGUUUAGUCACUCAUACAUGAUUGGAACGACUUUUAGGGUGAGAAAAUGACAACAUUUUCAAAUUUUGGGGUAACUAUCCCUUUAACGACUUUCUUGGACAGAACACACACACACACACACACACACACAAAAAACAAUCAGUCAAAUUCAAAAGUGCAUUUUAAUCUCAAAGUUUCAUAUUCUUUCUUUGGGGAAGCAAGAAAAUUAUCUCCGGACUCCGCUUGUAGCCUACACAGUAGAUAAAGGCCAGAAAAACUCAAGUACUGUCAGAAUACUAAGUUUUAGAUAUGUAAAUAAAAUGGCACUGCUGUACAUAAAUGACAACCAACAGUUCUCUUCAGUGUUUGCAGCCACGCGUCACAGAAUGUGAUCUGCAUUAUAAAUAACAAACGAACGAGCUCAAGAGUGAAAGCUGUCUGCUAAAGAGAACGAAACUGUUAUUUAGUGCUCCGUGUAGAAUGUAAACGGAAGAGUAAAUCUAGACGUAGUGUUCUUCUGUCGGUCUCUGACAAUAAUAGAUCACACCGACACAAUUCAUGCUCUUUACAUGAAUGAAUGCAGAUAUGCUUGUUCUGAAAAUUUAUUGGGAAAUAUAAAAAAAAAGAAAUAUGUGGUGGGUCAGUGCUAAAGUGAGAAUAUAAAAUUACUCACAACUUUUUUACAUAUAAAAUAUUACGGGUGAAUCUCACGAAACCUCUCCAGAACAUGGCCAGAUCAUAGUCAACUACAAAAUCAGAAGAAAAUUGUAUUUUAAAUAUAGAGAAAAAUGUUUUGCAUAAAGUUAAUAAUUAUGUUUUAACAAUCACUAAUUGUUUUUUACAUUAUUAUUUAUAUAUUAAUGAUUUGUUCCGUACUAACAUACAUUACCAUAAUGCAGAAAAAUGAAAACAAUUCUCAUUUCUGUAUAUUUGUUGUACGUUUUUUUUUUUUUUUUUUAUAUAUAUAUAUAUAUUGAUCUGAAUUUAAAAAUUGUAAAUAUAAUCAAGUCAAAAUGUCAAGGUAGAUAGGCUAACUUUUCUUACUUUUUACUAUCUGUAAAAAUAUUUUCGUUGUAUUUCUGAGUUUGUGGUGAAAUGCGGUUUGGACAUGUUUUUGACUGGUUUUUGUGUGAUUGACUCUUGUUAGCUGCCUGAUUUUCUGCCAGUUCUUCAAACGCUUGCUGUUCUCUUCACUUGUUGAAGGAACUGAUGCUUUAGCUACACUAGAGCAUAGUUUCUCCCCUCUUUAAUGUAUUAUUUAUGUAAAUUGGGAGAAAUUGGUUUAAAAUAGGGAUCUAGUUGAUUAACAGAACAGCUCCACGAGUGAGACAGUUGCAUUAUGGUCCACAAUAAAAUAUAGUUCCCCUUUAUUUUUGCUUGCACUGGGAAAGAUGUUCAGCCAGACAGUUCAUGUUUGCAAAAGUGAAAGAACCUGAGCCAAUAUUCAGCUUUUCUGUUCAUCACGAUGAUCUUAAUCUAACAGCCCAGACAGAAGAAUGACUUGUCAGAUAUGUGUUUUCUCAAGCACAGCCGGGCGUCUAACUUAUUGUAUCAGUUGUUAAGGAUUAUUUUUAAAGUGUUUUCUUUUUCACUGUAUAUCAUCACUUGAUUUUAUGCAGCAAUAAAAUGAUUUUCUGUGUUUAGCAUGUA
Molecule: messenger RNA, 3345 nt
Organism: Carassius gibelio (silver crucian carp)
Lineage: Eukaryota; Metazoa; Chordata; Actinopteri; Cypriniformes; Cyprinidae
Gene: mapk14b
Product: mitogen-activated protein kinase 14b
Exons: 12
Coding region: 260-1345 (361 amino acids)
Biological process (GO): protein phosphorylation; intracellular signal transduction
Cellular component (GO): nucleus; cytoplasm
Molecular function (GO): MAP kinase activity; ATP binding
Source: RefSeq, a predicted model, not a curated record